Puntigrus tetrazona (Sumatra barb) is the source of this 1039-nucleotide messenger RNA. Its product is annotated as retinoid-binding protein 7-like. Bases 83 to 490 code for a protein of 135 amino acids. Gene Ontology annotation, biological process: fatty acid transport. NCBI's taxonomy places the organism in Eukaryota, Metazoa, Chordata, Actinopteri, Cypriniformes, Cyprinidae. The record is from RefSeq and is a predicted model, not a curated record. Gene Ontology annotation, molecular function: fatty acid binding. Gene Ontology annotation, cellular component: nucleus; cytosol. The transcript has 4 exons.
ACAUAUAAGUGCUGGAAAUCCUUCUGUCUGUCAUACCUUGCGCCUUGUUUUCCGCUGGGAUAAUUUGCAGUCGGUUAACAAAAUGCCUGUAAGCCUCUGUGGAACUUGGGACAUGGUGAGCAAUGUCAACUUUGAGGGAUACAUGAUUGCUUUAGGUGUCAGUCUGUACACCCGCAAGAUCGCCCUAAGGCUAAAACAUCGUAAAGUGAUCGAGCAGCUGGGGGAUCAAUAUGUCGUCAAGACUCUCAGCACCUUCAGAAACUACACUUUCUCCUUCAGAGUCAACGAGGGGUUCAAAGAGUUCACCAAGGGGCUGGAUGACAGACACUGCAAGUCUCUGGUGACAUGGGAGGGGAACAAGUUGGUGUGCAUUCAAAAGGGUGAGAAGAAGAACAGAGGUUGGUCGCACUGGAUCGAGGACGACAAACUCCAUUUGGAAUUGUACUGUGAGGAUCAGGUCUGCAAGCAAGUUUUUAAACGGGUUGUUUGAGGUCCUGCUGUGGCGCUUACUGUGAGAAAAGGUGUACUGAUGUAAACAAAGUCAGAGGAAUAUGAGGAAGGAAGAAGAACCAUGAGUUUUAAACUUCUGCCUCAAAGCCUGACUAGUCAUUUACAUCCAGUGAGAGAGGCUUGCAGACUGAGGAAGAGUAUGAGCAUGAUGUAUAAUGCCACUAGAGGGUGCCACAAGACCACGAACAAACUAAAGUCAGGCCAACAGCAGUUCACUCACUGGAAACACUGUAUGUCGUCAAUAGUUAUGCCACCAUUGCCUAACCAUGUUUACGUGUAAUACAAGUACCUCGCUCAAAGACAUUUAGCAAUCUGUAAUGUGCUUCUGUAUUUUUGUAACAAAAAUACAAAAACAAUUUGUAGCUGGUUUAGUUUUAUUAUUAUUUUUUGUUUAUUUUUAUAAUCUUGUUAAGAUUUAUAGCUUUUUGUUAAAUACGCUAAUUUUGUUCAUUCGGUUACUUGAAUUCAACACCUUGUUCACUUACUUGAUUGUCCCUUAUUGUGCAAUAAACUUUGAAACAAGUUAAAA